AUGGGCGGUAACAGUAGAGAAGGCGGCAAAGCGAAACCGCUCAAAGCCCCUAAGAAAGACAAGAAAGACUUAGAUGACGAUGAAGUUGCGUACAGGGAAAAACAAAAAGCUGAUGCAAAGGCAAACAAGGAAAUGGCCGAGAAGGCGAAAGGCAAGGGACCUAUGAAUGCGGGCCAACAAGGCAUCAAAAAGUCCGGGAAAGGGAAAUGA
Messenger RNA from Bacidia gigantensis, 210 nucleotides. RefSeq lists its product as uncharacterized. The transcript is spliced from 3 exons. Lineage: Eukaryota; Fungi; Ascomycota; Lecanoromycetes; Lecanorales; Ramalinaceae. Bases 1 to 210 code for a protein of 69 amino acids. The record is from RefSeq and is a predicted model, not a curated record.